GUCCAGAUUUGGUAACCAAAAAUUGGCAGUCAACGUUGGUCGAUAACUUCACUGUUCGCAGUCUAGCAUUUCUCCCGACCCUUCCCCUCUUUUACGACGAUGGUCAAACUCGCGGAAGUCAUUCUGAAGAAAAAGACCGAGUUUGGUCCUCUCUCCGGUGCGGCUGCCAAAAAUGCCCAACCCAAACCCAAGGCAGAUAAGCCCAGUACGGAGGCCGUGACCAAAUCCAAGGGCAAGCGCAAGGCUUCAACCGUGGAUGCUGAAGAAGCCAUACAAGAGAAGAGUCCUGCAGUGAAGACACGUGCUAGGACCAAGAAAUCAAAAGUUGCGGAGCCUGUAGAGAAGCCGACGAAGAAGAGGAAAAUAGAGAAGCCGGCUGAGGAGGAUGUUGAUAAGAAAGAGAAGACUCCAGCGAAGACUCCGAAGAAAUCAGUCAAGGCCAAAGAGACCUCAAAGAAGAUGGAUGCGAAGCAACCCAUCAAGUCGAUAUCCAGUACCACUAAAGCCGCUCCAAAAGCCAAUUCUUUGUCCAAGAAGACCAAAAAGGCUGCAAAGCGACCGACGCCGACGCCGUCACCGUCACAAUCAGAUGCUGAAGAUGAGCAGCGUGAGGAUGGAGAGGGAGAGGACAAGGAGGAAUUCUUUGGUUUUUCAACUGACGACGAUGGCGAUUCGUCUGAUGAGGACGACAUGGUCGACGAUGCAUCUGCCUUGGACGUUGGUAAACUUCCUACUAUUGCCAAGGACGACGCUGUUGUGAAGAGGAAACUCGAGAAGGCUAAACGGAAGCCGACUGAAGACCGAGGUGUGAUUUAUCUCGGUCGGGUACCUCAUGGUUUCUACGAAGACCAAAUGAAAGCCUACUUCUCUCAGUUCGGCGAGGUGGCUCGUCUGCGUCUCUCCCGUAACAAACGGACCGGAAAAUCCAAACAUUACGCUUUCAUCGAAUUUGACUCUUCCGGCGUUGCCAAAAUCGUUGCAGAGACAAUGGACAACUACCUCCUCAUGGGCCACAUCCUCACUUGCAAAGUCAUACCCAAGGAUGAAGUCCAUCCUGAGCUUUGGAUUGGAGCGAAUAGGAAGUGGAGAGCUGUCCCGACAACGAGGGUUGCCAGAGUAAAGCAUAACAAGUUGAGGACAGAAGAGGAACAGCAAAAAGCUGAAACGAGGUUGAUCAGGCGCCAGGAGGAUAAGAAGCGUAAGUUGGCUGAUGCGGGCAUCGAGUACGAUUUUGAUGCUGUGUCAUAUAAAGUGCAAUCCAAAUCCUCGAAGGCAUAACUCUCUCGAUGAUAUCCCCUUCCGUACACUAUAUAGUGCUAGCACUCUUGGCGGUUUUCUUUUGCUUAUCAUAGAUGGUCGAAUUACUUCCUUUUGCUUUAUCUCGCAUCAGUUAGCAGUUGCAAAGCAUCAAUGGCAGUUAUACAACAAAGGUAGCUUUGCGCAUACGAUCCCUCUGAUAUGGUCUCCACCGUCCACCUUCCGACCAAACCGCAUUACUAUUCUGAUACCCUAACGCAUAGCCCACACUCUUUCCUCCCCAUUCUCCCAUUGGCCGCCAAAACGUCGCUGGUGGUCGUGGAGGUUGAUCUUUGGGCUUCCUCCGUCUUCGUCGCCGUGUGGUUGAGUGUUCCAUUAAUUUGGAAGGUAAGAGGAGUUCAACGAUAGGGUGACGAAGCUUCUCCGGGUUGAGAAUAUGUGGUGAAGGUUUCUCUUUCUGAGGGAUACGAGGGGAUACUAGGUUAUGCUUGGCGUUUUGUUGGGGCCUCUCCAUUACUAUAAUUGGUGAUGUGGGUAUGUCAGAGGAAGGAAGUGUAAUUUGGUGUAGUUUUGGUUCUCGGGGACGCGGCUGUACCGUGAGGUCGAGAGUGAUAUUGAGUCAUAGUACAUGAAUAACCACA
Somion occarium is the source of this 1898-nucleotide messenger RNA. NCBI's taxonomy places the organism in Eukaryota, Fungi, Basidiomycota, Agaricomycetes, Polyporales, Cerrenaceae. The record is from the annotation of a GenBank genome assembly.